Heterocephalus glaber (naked mole-rat) is the source of this 3441-nucleotide messenger RNA. RefSeq names its product prolyl 3-hydroxylase 2 (gene P3h2). Gene Ontology annotation, cellular component: endoplasmic reticulum. NCBI's taxonomy places the organism in Eukaryota, Metazoa, Chordata, Mammalia, Rodentia, Bathyergidae. Gene Ontology annotation, molecular function: iron ion binding; L-ascorbic acid binding; procollagen-proline 3-dioxygenase activity. Gene Ontology annotation, biological process: collagen metabolic process. The record is from RefSeq and is a predicted model, not a curated record.
CGGGGAGCCGGAGCGCGGCGAGGCCGGGACUUGAGGGCUCCGGAGCCGGGUCGGGGCGCGGCCGGCGGGCGGCGCCGGGUGGGGGAAGGAUGCGGGAGCGCAUCCGCGUGUCGCUGCUCCUGCUGCCCCUGCUGCUGCCGCCACCGAUGUGGGGCGGCCCCCCGCAGCCCGAGCCCGAGCCCCAGUCCGAGCGCGAUUGCGAUCGCGGGCCGCUGCAGCCCUUCGACCUGCUCUACGCCAGCGGCGUGGCCGCCUAUUACGGAGGGGACUUCGAGCGCGCCGUGCGCGACCUGGAAGCGGCGCUGCGCAGCCAUCGGCGCCUGAGGGAGACCCGUGUGCGCUGCGCCCGCCACUGCGCCGCGCGCCGCCCGCUAGCGCCCCCCGGCGGCACGGGGCCCGGGGCCGAGCUGCCCUUCUUCCGCGCCGUGCUGGGGCGCGCGGGCUGCCACCGCAGCUGCCAGAGCCAGCGCCUCGGGGGCCCCGCGUCGCGACACCGCGCCGGCGAGGAUGUGCGCAGCGACUUCCAGCGCAGAGUGCCCUACAACUACCUGCAGCGGGCCUACCUCAAGCUUGACCAGUUGGAAGAGGCAGUGCAAGCAGCGCACACGUUUUUCAUGGCCAACCCCGAGCACAUGGAAAUUCAACAGAACAUAGAGAAUUAUAGAACCAUAGCUGGUGUGGAAUCAUUCCAGUUGGUAGAUCGAGAGGCCAAACCACACUUGGAAAGCUACAGUGCAGCUCUGAAACAUUAUGAGGCCGAUGACUUUGAAGUGGCUAUCAAGUACUUUGAAAAGGCUUUAAGAGACUAUUUCAGUGAAGAUACGGAGUGCCGAAUCCUGUGUGAGGGCCCUCAGAGAUUUGAAGAGUAUGACUACUUAGGGUAUAAAGCUGGUCUCUAUGAAACCAUUGCAGAUCACUACAUGCAGGUGCUGGUUUGUCAGCACGAGUGCGUGAGGGAGCUCGCCACGCGCCCCGGCCGCCUCUCACCGAUUGAGAACUUUCUUCCUCUGCAUUACGACUACCUACAGUUCGCCUACUACCGAGUUGGUGAUUAUGUAAAAGCUUUGGAAUGUGCCAAGGCCUACCUUCUCUUCCAUCCGGAUGAUGUGGAUGUACUGGACAAUGUAGAUUACUAUGAAAGUCUGAUGGAGGAUGGAAUGGACACAGCAUCCAUCGAGCCUAGAGAGGAUGCGGCAAUGUUUGUGAAACGUCAUAAACUUGAAGCUGAACUGAUAAAAUCGGCUGCAGAGGGUCUGGGAUUCUCAUACACUGAACCAAAUUAUUGGAUCAGAUAUGGAGGACGACAAGAUGAGAAUCAGGUACCUUCAGGAGUGAAUGUGGAAGAGGCAGAAGUUCAUGGAUUGUCAGUAGGAAAAAAGUCAUCACUCAAGAUAGAGCGAGACCUAAGGGAGGGUGGCCCUCUGCUCUACGAGAAUGUCACCUUUGUCUACAACUCUGAGCAGCUGAACGGGACCCAGCGGGUUCUCCUGGAUAAUGUCCUGUCCCAAGAGCAGUGCCGAGAGCUCCACAGCGUGGCCAGAGGAAUCAUGCUUGUCGGUGAUGGAUACAGAGGAAAAACUUCACCCCAUACGCCCAAUGAAAAGUUUGAAGGUGCAACUGUCCUGAAAGCACUCAAGUUUGGUUAUGAAGGCCGAGUCCCACUGAAGAGUGCCCGCCUGUUCUACGACGUCAGUGAGAAGGCGCGAAAGAUCGUGGAAUCCUAUUUCAUGCUGAACUCGACCCUGUAUUUUUCCUAUACACACUUGGUCUGCCGAACUGCCCUGUCCGGUCAGCAAGACAGAAGAAAUGACCUCAGUCAUCCCAUCCACGCUGACAACUGCCUGCUGGAUCCUGAGGCCAAUGAAUGCUGGAAGGAGCCCCCUGCCUAUACUUUCCGGGACUACAGUGCUCUCCUGUACAUGAAUGAUGACUUCGAAGGAGGAGAAUUCAUAUUCACUGAAAUGGAUGCUAAGACUGUGACUGCGUCUAUAAAACCAAAGUGUGGCCGUAUGAUCAGCUUCUCCUCCGGAGGAGAGAACCCGCACGGGGUGAAGGCGGUCACCAAAGGCCAGCGGUGUGCGGUGGCCCUGUGGUUUACCUUGGACCCACUGUACAGAGAGCUGGAGCGAAUAAAAGCCGAUGAAGUAAUUGCGAUUCUGGAUCAAGAGCAGCAAGGGAAACGUGAACUGACAGUCAACCCCAAGGAUGAGCUUUAACAGUGAGAAAGAGCGUGCGAUGGAAUAUUUAUUUAAAUUGUUAAUCUUAGAAGAACCUUUUUAUUUUUGUACAGAGCAGUGGUAUAAAUGAGCAGGUGGAUUCGAGGAGCCCCGUCUCCCUUCCAUCCCGAGCCAGGCUUUGCUCCCUUAACUCUGCCUUUCUUGGUUUUCUUCAGUUGCCCUCUCAAAGCCUAGGCAAACUGCACACAUACCGCACACACACAGCCCACCGCACAGAUACACACCAUCCACACACCUACACACAGCAUGCGUACAGCACAACACAAACAUACAGACACAUCCCCCACACAGUGUGACACACACCACAACAAUGCACCAUAAAAACAGGCAAAGACAUACCAUACAGGUGACACAACACACAAACACACAAACACACACCAUACAUACAAAACAAUACAUAUAUAAACACAUAUCAGACACAACACAAAAGCAACACACAACACACUAACACACUACACAAAGGCAAAAACAUCUGCCAUAUACAAAUAUGACACCACACACACGCACACCACACAAACACCCAGCACACAAAUACGCAAAAUCCCACCAUGUACGCCAUACAGAAAUACACACCACACCCACAGACUUACCACAUAAAAACGCAACACACGCAUGAACAGAAAUACACGUGCACACACGCACACACUUCGCUGCACAUCCAGAAGCUCAGAGAGAAUAAGCCGGUGGCUGGGGAAAGCUCUGCUCUCCCAUGUGCCCCAGUCCUGAAGAGACUGUGUUUCCCGCUCUCUGUGGCCUUGCCGGCUUGGUUCCUUUCAGCUACAUCUGCCACAGCCCUCACGACUCUAGGAAGAAACCACGGAUGAGGACUGUGAGAAGGCAGCCCCUGUUCUUUCCCGGGCCCUGGUGGAGCCGGGCUCUGGCCUUUUGACCAGUUAGGAAACAACACUGGAAGCUUCCAUCCUUCCUCCUGCCAGUGCCCUGGCGGAACUGCCCUGGGCAUCGUGUCUGUAAAAUGUUCCAUCGCAGCUGGAGUGGAAUGGCCUUACCUUGCUGACUUUGAAAGGAAACCUUCGGUACUGGGUGGCUUGGGGAGCCACUGGUGAAGAGGACUGUGUUGUAUCUAAGUGAGAAAACGCAUCCUGAUCGAUCCCAGUCUUCAUCACCAGUACUUGGUGGCCCUUCUUAUGGGCCUCCCAGACCCAGCUUGUCUCUGAGUUGUUUAAUAAAGGGACCCUUCUUUUAA